UGCUAAGGGGACCCCCAAACGGCUCCACGUGUCCAAUAUCCCCUUCCGCUUCCGAGACCCUGACCUACGGCAGAUGUUUGGGCAAUUUGGCAAAAUCCUUGAUGUCGAGAUCAUUUUCAAUGAGAGGGGAUCCAAGGGUUUCGGUUUUGUAACAUUUGAGUCGAGCGCAGAUGCAGAGAGGGCCAGAGAAAAGCUUCACGGCACACUGGUGGAAGGACGCAAGAUCGAGGUCAAUAAUGCCACAGCCCGAGUGAUGACAAACAAGAAGAUGACCACGCCAUAUGCUAAUGGAGAGGCUCUCGCUGCACUACCAUAUGCUGGAUGGAAGUUGAGUCCGGUGGUUGGGGCGAUGUACAGCCCUGAGCUCUAUACAGUGCCAGGGUUUCCCUACCCAGCAGCAGCUGCUGCAGCUGCUGCUGCAUCCACUGCUGCGACCUUUCGAGGCGCUCACCUCCGGGGUCGUGCCCGGCCUGUCUACAGUGCAGUCAGAGCAGCUGUGCCACAACCUGCAAUCCCUACAUACCCUGGUGUGAUGGCCUAUCAGGAUGGUUUUUAUGGUGCGGCUGAUCUCUAUGGUGGCUAUGCAGCGUAUCGUUAUGCCCAGCCGGCUGCAGUAGCGACUCCUGCAGCAGCAGCGGCGGCAGCAGCAGCUUACAGUGACAGCUACGGACGAGUUUACACGACAGACCCCUACCAUGCUGCACUUGCCCCAGCUGCCUAUGGUGUUGGAGCCAUGGCAACACUGUACAGGGGAGGCUACAGUAGAUUUGCCCCUUACUGAGGACAGUUUGCCUGGAGCUCCUCUCUUCCAUUGAAUCACUCUGAAGAGCUCCCUCUGUUGUUGUGGAGGUGGUCUGCACCCAGUUUUUAAAGAGUGGAUCCAGCUGCAACAACAAGAUAUUACAGACCCUACCCCAGAGCAGUCCCACGUUUCCUUAUAUAUGCUACUUCAGAAAUAGAGGAAUGCUGUAUUAAAGACAUACAGAUGGCCUUUACAUCAAAAAAGAAGAAUAAAAUAAAGACUUAAAAUGGCCACCUUCCCUAUUGUCCCUAUUGCACGGCUGUAUUAUAGUCCGCCCCUUCUUAUUCCCUCGGCACUCAGCAGCACAAGACUCGGGAUGGAGCCCAGAUGUUCUUCCAAAAGCUGUAUAUGGAUAACUGACAUGUAAACAGCUGUCAGCCAUUUAUGAGAAAAAGCUGAACGCUGUGUGAUGUCGGAGCAGUAGGAAGCAGGAAGGUGCACUGAAAGAGCACCUACAAACAUUCUGAAUCAGAGCGACGAGUCACUAAAAUGAUAAAACACACCGAUGGAUUUAAUAAUUCCUCAACAAUGGCGGAUAGUAUUGAGAGAGGAUUUCCAUUCUUAAUUUGUUCUCGUAGAGGGAGGCUGAACACUGCGGCUCAGAAAGAAGACGUGACAGUUUAUAACGCUAAGUCCUGUCCAAGAGCUGAAGGAGGGAGGGUUAAUAGAGCUGUUCCUUACCUCAUGUUUCCUUAGUAUGUGGAAAUGGUAAACCUUUAAACUUAAGAUUGUUAUGAUAUGCAAAGAAAUUAGUUUAGAGAAAAAAGUUACCAAAUUAUUAUUAUUAUUGUAAUUGUUCUUAUUCUUAUUAAACCAUGAUUUUGUUUGACUCGGCCACACAGCAGGCGCUGCUGGUAUGGAACUUGUAGAUUCAACAGUGAACCUUGGGGUUAAAUUCAGAAAAUAAGCAUCUAAAAAAUCCUUCACCUGUUGACUAUUUGACACAACUAUAGUCUCAUAUCGUCCUGCUCAUGCGCAGGAUUUCGCUAAACACUACAAAAAGUGCAACACUACACAGCAAACAUUCUUUCAUUGAGUUGAUUUUAGCUUCAGAUCCAGUAACACACCCAGCCCUGGGGUUUAAGUAUUUGUUUAAUCCGUUAUUGUAUAGAUUUAUUAUUUGGAUAUUCCCCUCAUGCUCCGUCCUUUAUAGAGCAAAGUCCAACAUCCAAUGAG
Monopterus albus (swamp eel) is the source of this 1978-nucleotide messenger RNA. Its product is annotated as RNA binding protein fox-1 homolog 2-like. Gene Ontology annotation, biological process: nervous system development; regulation of alternative mRNA splicing, via spliceosome. Gene Ontology annotation, cellular component: cytoplasm; nucleus. Bases 74 to 781 code for a protein of 235 amino acids. NCBI's taxonomy places the organism in Eukaryota, Metazoa, Chordata, Actinopteri, Synbranchiformes, Synbranchidae. The record is from RefSeq and is a predicted model, not a curated record. The transcript is spliced from 10 exons. Gene Ontology annotation, molecular function: mRNA binding.